This is a messenger RNA of Trichomonas vaginalis G3, 1030 nucleotides long. RefSeq names its product phage tail repeat-like family. The transcript has a single exon. The record is from RefSeq and is a predicted model, not a curated record. NCBI's taxonomy places the organism in Eukaryota, Parabasalia, Trichomonadida, Trichomonadidae. The annotation marks the transcript as partial.
AUGAAGAAAGCAGAUAAGGAAUAUGUGGAUAGUGAGUUAAAUAAGAAGGCAAAUUUGGUUUAUGUUGAUGAAAAAGAUAAUGAAAUUAAAGAAAAGGUUGAAUGGUAUCAUGAAUGGACAUUUGAGACUUUUAAAGUUAAAGCUGAUACAGAAUGGGUUUCGGGAUGUUUAGACCUUAAAGCAGAUAAAACUUAUGUUAACGAUGAGUUAGAGAAGAAAGCGGAUAAGGAAUAUGUUAACGAUGAGUUAGAGAAGAAGGUGGAUAAAACAUAUGUUAACGAAAUAUACCAAAGUUUGAUAGGAACAACUAAAAAUAUUGAAACUAUUGUUGGUGACUUUUCUGUCAAUGAAGAAAACAAAUAUUUUAGAUGGGAGUUUGUACACUCCUUAAAAAAUGGUAUACGGUGUAAACUCAUUCCGAAAAAUAACAAUGAAAUGUAUGUAGGCUAUAUAAAGAAUGAUGGAACACAAGUUAAAGUUCCAUUAGACAACAACUGCUACUUAAACUUAUAUGGAGACGAACAAAAGAAAUAUUUAAGAGUUUAUGAAAUGGCAGGUAUGACGUUGGCUGACCCAGCUCCAGCACCAUAUUAUUAUGACUAUGGAGAUGAUGUCAGAACACCACAUGUAGAUGAACAAAAGUUAACAUUAUAUUUAGAUUAUUAUAGAUAUAAAAGAUAUAAUGCAAUAGAAAAAACGAGAAUAGUAUAUUAUUAUACAGAUGACAGAAAUAAAUAUUAUAGUCAAGAUUUUACCUACCCUGAAAACAUAAGAUUAUAUUAUAAAAAAUAUUCUGACACAAACCAGAAGAAACCUGAAAUAGUUACACUAUAUUUUAAGUUCAAAAGAGACAAUCCUAUAAUAUCUCAUAUGUUUGAUUUAAUGAACCCAGUAGGUUCUAUUUAUACAUCUAUGGAUGCAAGAGGUCCUCAAGUAAUGUUUGGUGUUGGUGCAUGGGAACAAAUAGUUGACAGGUUUUUGUAUUGUGCAAACUCUUCAAAGGAAACAGGGGGAAGUAAAACGAUUUCAG